Messenger RNA from Paramecium octaurelia, 349 nucleotides. NCBI's taxonomy places the organism in Eukaryota, Ciliophora, Oligohymenophorea, Peniculida, Parameciidae. The record is from the annotation of a GenBank genome assembly.
AUGAGUUAGAUCCAUCAGGAUAAAAUUAGAAAAGCUGAAGAAUAAAUCAAAAGUAAUUAUCAAAUCUUCACAAUCUAUUUCAAUAACCAUUGUUCAAACAGGUACAAUAAUAGCCAUAAUAAAAAUAGAAUAACAAUAAUAAAAGUCAAAGAGAAAGAUGAUCAUAUUUAGAAAUGUGUUGACAUCAUUUGGGAACAACCUACACUUUCUGAUUGGCAAGAUGACAUUAUUACUUGUUUUAUGCAAAUAUUAGUUAUGAAGUAAGCAAUGAAAUAUUGACCAACUCAUUCAGAAAAUAUCAUUCCUUGCAAGAUAGCUGGUUAUUAGAGAUGAAAGUACUAUCAAAAAC